AUGAAAAAACAGAGCGAUCAAUUCGAUAAUAAUAGAUUUCCAUCAAAUAACCAAACGUCUAAUUACAGUAGCGCUAAUAAUGAAAACAGCUUGGAACAGUCUUCUAGUAAACCUAUUAAUAGCAAGAAUAGCAAGAAUGAGAACGAAAUCAAAGUUAUUUUUCACGCUUAUUUUCCUAAAAGUACUGCUAAAAUUGGACAUCCCGUAAUUUUUGUUAAUAUUUCUAUAUCAAAUAUUACUGAAGGGCAUGCUUUUCAAUAUAGAUAUGUUAUUCAUAUAAUGGAAGGAAAAUUUGUAUUCGAAGGUCGAGAAUCGUCUAACACAUUUAGAUUGAUAUCUUGUCAAAAAUUACAAAUGUCAGCAUUAGAUUUAAGUGACAAGUUGUCACUAAAGUUAUUAGAAUUUCCAAGUUUUUAUUUAAAUGAACGUGAACUUUAG
Molecule: messenger RNA, 438 nt
Organism: Funneliformis mosseae
Lineage: Eukaryota; Fungi; Glomeromycota; Glomeromycetes; Glomerales; Glomeraceae
Source: the annotation of a GenBank genome assembly